CAUUGUUCACAAGCUGCCAAAAUGUCAAAGCGAUUCAUCCGAGAAUUUAUUGAAUGCUAUCGAAAUGAGACAGCAUUGUGGCAAUCAAAAAGUGAGGCAUUUAAAAACAAAUCCACGCGGAAUAAAGCUUGGCAAGUAUUGCUAACAAAGUACAAAGAAGUAGACGAAGAUUCAACAUUGGAAGGCGUGAAAAAAAAGGUAAAUUCGCUGCGUGCUUCAUACAGACGCGAACUCCGAAAAAUUGCACUGAGCGAAACGUUCGGAGCUGAAUCCGCUUAUAAACCGACUAUUUGGUAUUUUGAUGAUAUGGAUUUCCUUCGAAGCCUGGAGUCCCAAAUUGAAGAGGUAAUUUCUUUUGACGACGGCACCGAAACAACCGAAACAACCAAAACAACCGAAACAGAAACUCGUAAUCCAAUAAAGCGUAAACAUAAUGAGAGCAAUGAGUCCCUGGAGGAACCGUUGUUGUAUAUAGAUACUGAUAAUAAAAGGGUUAGAGACGAUGCAGAUGUUUUUGCUGAAGGAUGGGCUAUAAUCUAUCGAAAACUAUCAAAGGACCAACAAAUUUUCGCAAAAAGAGGAAUUGACGAAAUUCUAACGCAAGGCCAGCUGAAUAUGCUGUCAUACGCUAGUGUCUAAAUUUUAAGUCUUCAAGUGGCAAUCAAAUCGUACAAACUUUUUUAUUGACUGAAUAUAUGUACAUAACCUUAAUCCUACGAA
Molecule: messenger RNA, 720 nt
Organism: Drosophila innubila
Lineage: Eukaryota; Metazoa; Arthropoda; Insecta; Diptera; Drosophilidae
Exons: 2
Coding region: 22-639 (205 amino acids)
Source: RefSeq, a predicted model, not a curated record